AUGGCUAAGCAAUUGGCAGAAAGGCCUACCAAGUUCUUUCCUAGUGACACUGUACCAAGUCCCAAGGAAGAAUGUAAGGUCAUCUCUCUAAGGAUUGGAACAAUGAUUAACAAGGAGCUUUCCAUGGAGGAUGAAAAGAAAAUCAAAGACCCGCAACAAGAAAAAAGGGAGGAGAAUCUAGAGAAAGCUCAUGCACUAGUAGAAAUUAAGAAGGAAAAAGUGAAAACAUAUAAAUCAAGAAUUCCAUACCCUCAAAAGCACCAAAAGCAAGAUCAAGAGAAGAACUUUUCAAAGUUCUUAGAGGUAUUCAAGAAGCUACAAAUCAACAUUCCUUUUGUUGAAGUCCUUGAACAAAUACCUCUCUAUGACAAGUUCAUAAAGGAGUUAUUGUCAAAAGAAAGAUCACUCAAAGAAGAUGAGAAUGUAAUUUUCACCAAGGAAUACAGUGCCAUCAUUCAAAGGAACUUACCACAAAAAUUAAAAGAUCCCGGUAGUUUCCAAAUUCCUUGCACUAUUGGUGAUAUCACCAUUGGCAAAGGUCUUUGUGACUUAGGAGCUAGCAUCAAUCUGAUGUCUCUGUUUAUGGUGAAGAGACUACGAAUUGAGGAGGUGAAACUAACCAGAAGCUCAUUGUAA
Messenger RNA from Arachis duranensis, 636 nucleotides. RefSeq lists its product as uncharacterized. The record is from RefSeq and is a predicted model, not a curated record. The transcript has a single exon. NCBI's taxonomy places the organism in Eukaryota, Viridiplantae, Streptophyta, Magnoliopsida, Fabales, Fabaceae. Bases 1 to 636 code for a protein of 211 amino acids.